AUGUGGAAGGUACUAGCUAUACUUGCGGCCGUGCAGGCCGUGAAUUGUGAUUCCAGUCCCCCACUGGAACAAGACAGCAAUAGACAAAAGAGGCUAUUAUUUUUCGAUGAACAAGGAAGCCUUGUUAAGACCUAUGCCAACCCACAUCAAUACAACCUUGGAUAUUAUGAGAAAGACAAGAAUCCGCUUUUCUUUAAUUAUUUGAAUCCAUUUUAUAGCCUCCUACGACCUAACACUUUUGGAUCAUCUAUAUUAUAUACUAUACCAGUGUCAGACGCAGUAUUAAAGCAACUCUACAUGGACCCAUUAUACCACAAUCAGCUUAUAGUAUUGCCAACCCGAAAGCCAGUAGUAGAAGCGAGCCGUCUCUGCUCCGGAAGACGAACGCAGAUACCAUCUCCAAACCUCUGCAGCAACUUUCUCAACUGCUGGGACGGCUGGGCCUGGGAACAGGAGUGUCCAGCGGGCCUAUUAUUUUCAAAUGAAGGAUAUUGUGACUAUCCAUAUAAUGUAAAUUGCAACCAACGAUAUGUUAAAGAAGAACCGAAGCCGCUUUGCAAUAAAGAGUUUGAGGCUUUUAAGAAUAGUGAUAACUGUAAGGAGUUCUUCAUAUGUGUCCAUAAACUACCUAUGAAGUUUCAGUGCCCAGAGGAUCUAGCUUAUAAUGAGGAAUUAGGGGUAUGUGACUAUCCAGCUAACGUGCACUGCAAUAUGACACUAAGUAUCACCACUCCAGCUCCUCAACCUAUAGAGGUUUCGACUACUGCAUCAAAUGACCCAAGUAGUUCAACAUCCACACCGGAUAAGCCUAUGUUGAAUAGUCAAAGCUGGAAAUCUAUUCAAGUGGCGACGUCUCGACAGGACGCUAUCAAGCAACUAGGUCAGCUAGCUCACAUACAUACCGGUUACUAGAUAGUAAUGAUAUCGCCUUACUAGGUCUUAUUUACUAGGAAGUACAUAUCACACCUUAUAUGUGUAACCUGGAUCUUUCUCUUUUAGUAACAGACCUAGUAUGCAGAAAAUGCAAAUGCUAUUUUAUCUUCCGUUUGAUUUUAAUCAAUGAGGGAAUUCUUAAAUAUUGUUAUCCAAAAUUAUUAAAAAAUAAUAAUUAAAAUUCAAAUAAGAAAUAAUAUCGAUCGGCUUUAUACGAUUUAUCUCACUAGAAGAUCAGAAUAUCAGGUAAUUAUAAUAUAAAAAAUCUAUUUAUCUAAAAAAUAGUUUUAAAUCUUCUUUGCAUAAUGAUGUAAAGUGCAAAACUUUAGAUCCAUAAAACUAAGAUCUUUGAAUUUAGAGCUAAGCAUUUUAAUGUUAAAGUUAGUCAUUAACUAUCCAUUUCACCAUCACAUGCAUUG
This is a messenger RNA of Pieris brassicae (large cabbage white), 1352 nucleotides long. RefSeq lists its product as uncharacterized. Lineage: Eukaryota; Metazoa; Arthropoda; Insecta; Lepidoptera; Pieridae. Gene Ontology annotation, molecular function: chitin binding. Gene Ontology annotation, cellular component: extracellular region. The transcript has 6 exons. The record is from RefSeq and is a predicted model, not a curated record. The coding region runs from base 1 to 912 and encodes 303 amino acids.